Messenger RNA from Rhagoletis zephyria (snowberry fruit fly), 2751 nucleotides. Its product is annotated as dentin sialophosphoprotein-like. The record is from RefSeq and is a predicted model, not a curated record. NCBI's taxonomy places the organism in Eukaryota, Metazoa, Arthropoda, Insecta, Diptera, Tephritidae.
ACUAAAACGGGGAGAAAAAUGAUGGUCGCGCAAGAGAAAAAGACUGCGGAUGAGAUUGUAGAGAGUGAAAGAGUGCGGAGCAUCAAUAUCACAAAUAGUGGGUUGAAAGUAGAACCGGUGAGACCACACGAACGCGUCGACAUUAUGUACAAUGCGGAGGAGGAAUUAAGGCAAACAACAGCCGGCGGAUUGAGGGUAACAGGUGGUGGCAUAUUGGUGGAUGAAGGUGCAAGUUAUGAGACUGAUGAGCACAGCACAGUAACAGAAGCGCAGGAGCGUAUGCAAUUGAAUCCCAGUGGAGAGAGCGAUGAUGGUUGGGACGAUGAAUACGAUGACGGUGACGAAGGAGAUGAAGAUGAAAAGGACGGUGAGGGCGAUGAGGAUGCGUAUGAUGAUGAAGACGACGAAGAUUUCGAUGUGGAAGCGUCUUCAGCUGAUGCAACAGCGCAAGCGCACAUACAAGACCGCGCAUUCGAAUCGUUACCGGAGGCAAAGGGACUGGUGCAAUCGCUGGUGGGCGAUGAAAACGAAGCUGUGAAACAUAUGCCGGACGUAUUGCGAGCGAAAAGCAUUACGCACACUGCGAGCAUCGCCACAGCGAACGUUGACGAGGAGGAGGAGGAAGAUAUGGGUUUUGACGAGGAUGACGAACGUAUUGCCAUUAUUGUGGAGAAGCAACGUGGUGGCAGUGUAAACGACAACGAUAAGGGCUUCAUGAACGAGGAGGGCAGUGGCGCUAGUGGUGGCGGCGCCUACAGGCGAGCCGACACAAAUAGGUACAAAAAUAGUAGAUUUAGAUUAGAUUACCUAGAGAAAUAUCGGAGAAAACAGCAAAAUCUGCAAUCGGAACAUACGAAUAGGGGCGUAGCCGAUUCGCGCGAAGGCAGCGGCAAUUUUGCCAACGAUGAUGAUGAUGACGAUGAUGAUGAUAGCGAUGAUGGUGUCCAUGACGAUGAUGAUGACAACGUUGACGAUGAUGUAGCCAUCCGUCUCGGUGUUAACGAUGAUGCCGACCGUCAAGAAGGUGAUGGUUAUUUUAAUUCGAAACAUACUAAAUCGAGCAAUCGAUAUUUCCGUAAGAAUACGAAUGACGCAAUUAAAAUAAUCUCAACACCGCUGGGCAAGGUCGGCAUUGUUUAUCAACAAACGCCGACAAAUGAGGAUGGCAACAGCAACGGCAACGGCAACAUUAAAAAACAGGAUACACUUGGCGACAAAAAGACAAGCUCGUUCACCGACUUUGAUGCACUGUCGCCAGAUCCUGAGAGCAGUCAUCGCUUAGCAUCAUCUCAUCCGAAAAUUACGCCAGUCUUGACACCCGAUGGCAAGGUUGCACUGCUUUAUCGCGGCGAUUCGGAGAAUUCCAAAUACGAGCCGAUACGCAAUUUAACACAUAAAUUUAAUAAUAAUAAUAAUAAAAACGACUUUACGGACAAUAAAGCAACUGGCAGUGGUACAAUUUCUAAAGAUACGCCUGAUUUUCCGAACAACGAUGGCAGCGAAGACGAGUCGGCCGACGAGUCGGAAGACGACUACGACCUCGACAAUGACAGCAAUAGCAGCAGUAGCGAUCGAUUACAAACGAAUUUACGCAAAACCAAUACAGCCCACCCAACAGAUGAGACACAGAAAGCCGCCAUUCAAAAUCCCGACACCGAUGCCGAAACGCCAGCCGCUGGUGCAGGCGGCUCCUCAUUCAUCAUACGCCCCACCGAUUCCGUACUGCCCAUGAUAAAUCGCCCACUCUCCGAGGUGCUCGGCAUAAAGAAGAAUCAGUUCAAGCAAUUCCGCAUCAAAGACAUUCCCACUACGCCACCAAAUGCUGCGGGCGCCGGCGCCGAAUCGAUCGGCGAUCCACGCUCACUAGCUGGCACAUCAAUCGACCGCGCAAUCGAUACAACGACACUACACUUCCUAACAAAAGUCAAUUUAGCCGAAUAUCCAACAUCGAUGAAAACGCGAAACUUCGAUUUCGAUUUUAGUCGCGACAAUACAAUGCUAGACGAACGUUCGCGGCAUAAAGAACAACAAUACCACAAUCAACAACAACAGGCGUCUGCGGCAGGCAGCAGCGCUAAUCACCACACUAAUGGUGGCAGCAUGGAUGGCGAGGCGAGCAAUAGUAAUAACAAAUUGAAUACAAUAGCCAACGAAGAGGUGCUGGCCAAAACUGAAGUAGUCAAUUUAGCGAUCAUACCACACUUCGAUGAGGAACUCGAACGGCUGCAACGCUUGCGCGAAUACGAAGGCCGCCGACAUUAUCGGCAACGCUAUCGCCAGAAGCCAAGCGAAGAGGAAUUAUCGGGCAUACAUUGCAUCAUGCAGGCCAUGAUGGGCAUAGCGGCGAUUUCGACGGUGUUCGGAAUGUUGGGUACAUUUUUCAAGCAACGAAUACUCGAUCAGAUACGCUUGAUGCAUUGGUAGUACAGCAAGGGUAUUCGAUUGUACGGCGAAUAUUAUUUAUUUGUGAAAAUGUCGGCAGUUACAAUUGAAUACCCACCCGGUUCAUCCGCACAACAACAAGUACAACAGCUACAACAUCAUCAUCAGCAGCAGCAGCAAAAACAACAAGCCAAACAAAAACAACAACAAGAACAACAGCAAUACAACACAAACACGAACAAAUGCAAGAACAAAAACAAAAACUUAAACAUGAGCAACGUAGCGAUUUUUUUUAAACUAUUUUCCUGAAAUCACACAAUUUCAUAGCAAUAAUGAAGAAGCUUUUAAUACUGAUUACUAUAUAAAAAA